AUGAGCGGGCAGCGACAUGACUCGCGCAACCGAGCGCCGACGCCAGACAGCAUCGAGGGGCAUGGCACGGCGGUCGACUACAACUCGGACAACCCAAACAGUCCCACAUACAGCCCCAUUUCGUCUGUACUCUCCUACCACAGCAUGGCCGACCCCAUAGACAGCGCCCUCUCCAGCGACCUCCUACGGCGACUGAACCCCAAGGACGUCAAGCGCAACGUCGACAACAUCAUAUCCCUCAACCCCUCGCUCGAAGAAGACCUGCUCGAAUCCGUCGACAUCCCGCUCACAGUCAAGAAGUGCUCGAAGACUAAGCGUGACUUCUUGUGCUGCGACUACAACCGCGACGGCGAUAGCUGGCGCAGUCCGUGGAGCAAUGAGUUCGAGCCGCCAAUUGAGGAGGGCGUCACGCCCAGCGACCGCAUAAGGAAGAUGGAGGUCAAGGCGAAUGAGGCGUUUGAUGUGUAUAGGGAGCUGUACUUCGAGGGCGGCAUAUCGAGCGUCUACCUCUGGGACAUGGACGACGGCUUCGCAGGCUGCGUACUGCUGAAGAAGGGUGUCUCUGGCAGCUGGGACAGCAUCCACGUCUUCGACGCCCAGGACCGCGCCCGCACCGCCCACUACAAGCUCACGUCCACCGUAAUCCUCUCACUCGGCACCGACAGCGAAGCCCUCGGUGGCCUCGACCUCUCCGGCAACAUGGUGCGCCAGGUAGAAGCCGACAUGGCUGUUGAGGACGACACAUCGCAUGUCGCCAACAUUGGCAAGAUGGUCGAGGACAUGGAGCUGAAGAUGCGCAACUUGCUGCAGGAGGUCUACUUUGGCAAGGCAAAGGACGUUGUUGGAGAUCUGAGGAGUGAGAAUUGCUAUGGAAUACCAAGGAGCAUCCUUGUGCUAACAAUCCCCAGGCAUCCCAUCGCUCAGCCAGACGAACCGCGAUCGGGCGACACAGAGGGAGAUGAUCAACAGCAUGGGCCGAGGAAGUCCGUGCUUGCACACCGAAUCAAAGUUGUCAGAAUCAUGCACAUACCCGUGAUGGUCAUGCCUGCCAAGCGUCCUGUUCAAGCCAACACCAACAAUGCGCACCGUGCCGAUAGCAUUGCGUUGUGCCGGGCUCAAAGCAUCGAGAAAUUCCAUGAACGGCUCGAAGCUCUCGAUGCUGAAGUGGUUGGACGAGAAGAGGAGUAG
This is a messenger RNA of Parastagonospora nodorum SN15, 1188 nucleotides long. RefSeq lists its product as hypothetical. Gene Ontology annotation, biological process: barbed-end actin filament capping; cell morphogenesis; actin cytoskeleton organization. Gene Ontology annotation, molecular function: actin filament binding. The transcript has 5 exons. Gene Ontology annotation, cellular component: cytoplasm; actin cortical patch; F-actin capping protein complex. The record is from RefSeq and is a predicted model, not a curated record. Lineage: Eukaryota; Fungi; Ascomycota; Dothideomycetes; Pleosporales; Phaeosphaeriaceae. The coding region runs from base 1 to 1188 and encodes 395 amino acids.